Molecule: messenger RNA, 2698 nt
Organism: Polypterus senegalus (gray bichir)
Lineage: Eukaryota; Metazoa; Chordata; Cladistia; Polypteriformes; Polypteridae
Product: tumor necrosis factor receptor superfamily member 1B-like
Exons: 6
Coding region: 175-1425 (416 amino acids)
Biological process (GO): neuron apoptotic process; signal transduction; oligodendrocyte apoptotic process
Molecular function (GO): protein binding
Source: RefSeq, a predicted model, not a curated record
CCCCGACACACCUGCGUGAACUUUACGCCGCGCAGAGAGGCUUCAGAGGCUGGCUCGGUGCCUGGCAGGCGCGUCUGCGCACAAUCUCGAACACUCUUGACACUCCUCGGGGGAACUUCUGCCGUGUCGGCUCCUUUCUGUACUCAAGCGGGGGUCCGCUUCAGCCGGUGGGCGAUGGCCGCGAUUUGGCACCUUGAACUUCUUCUGGGUAUGCUCUUCAUCCAAGUUCAGCCAAGUUUUGAAUCAGAAGCAGACAUGUACACAAUUAAAGACAAUGCAGGCAUAACUAUUCACUGCAGAAAAUGCUCAGCCGGGCAAAAAGUUGUAAAUGACUGCACUACAGAUAAAGAAACUGAAUGUGGGGAUUGUGAAAGCGAGACAUACAUGGAUUACCCUUCAAACAUGAAGAAAUGCUUAGCUUGCCGGAAACCUUGUGGAAAGUAUGAAGAGGAAAGGUUGCCAUGUACAAGGACACAGAAACGGGAGUGCAAAUGCAAAGACAAUGCAUACUUGCUGGACAGCGAGUGCGUCAGGCACCGACCAUGCUUCCCUGGCCAUGGAGUAUACAAACCGGGCACUAAUGUCUCAAAUGUUAUGUGCAAGCGGUGUGUAAAUGCAUACUCGGAUGUAACAUCAAGCACUGCCACUUGUAAACCCCACACAAACUGCCUUGCCAAGAACUUGACAGUGAUAGCCUUUGGUAAUACCAGCGCUGACAACGUUUGUGGUCCAAAGCCCAUUAGGUCUGUUACAAAACCAAGUUUACAGAAUGACAAGCUCAUUGAGAACAUAUCUAGCUCUGGGUCAGACAAAAGCAGUGAACCUAACGGUUCAGAGAAGUCCACUGGCUGUUGGUGUUGGACAACUGAAAGAAUUGCAAUUGUCUCUGUGAUCGGGGUGUGCCUUUUAACAUUUACAGUAUUGGGUUGGAGUUUGUACUUCAAAAAGAAGAAAAAGUUUAAAAGGCAUAUAGCAGAUUUAACUCAGGUGGACAAAAAAUGGAUGUUUUCAUGCCGAAAGACGGGAGACAGGAAAAAUGCAUUGCAUUUGGUGGCACAGAGAAUUGGGAAAGACUGGACACAGCUCCUUGGAGAACUUGGAUUUACCAAAGAUUGGAGGAACAUACGAGAAGAACACCGAGAUGUCUACAGCCAGGCUCUGGAGGGGCUCAGGCUGUGGACUCAAUGGGAAGAGGAGUCCUCACUUGAGCUCCUUAAAAAAGCAGCCAAAGGCAUUGACAGAAAUGAUAUAUGUGAGACUCUGGAUCUACUAGAGCGAGAGAUAAAUAAAAAGGCUUACAAAGAUAAGGACUCACCUCACAUUUUACAGUGCAUCAGAGAACGCAAAUCAUCAGUAGGCACUUCAAAUCAAAAGGAAUACAAGAAACAACUGAAGAAGCCUCUGUUACAAUCAAUUUCCAAUUGAAAUGAUCUCCUCAAAAGUAUGGAGUCAACACUCCUUUGUAAAGAAGUCUGAACAAAAACAAAAUGGACUCAGAUUUGUAGAAUAUAUUGUGUUUCAGACCUUUCAGCUAUAAAAUGAAAAGAAUCAUCUAUGCAUUUUUUUUUUAAUUAAAGAAAGGUCUGUCCAGAAACAGAACUUAAGGGCUUUCUUUUUCCUUUUAAUGUGCAGCUUGUGUGUUACUAACAUAAGUAACUUCCAAAGCACUGUAUACAAGCUUUGAUAAAAGGCAAAACCCACAAGCAAGUCAUGUGCCAGCAACACUGAAAGCCCCCUGCUCGAGACACGGCUUUCACUUUAUUCCAGAAUUGUUUAAGAAAUUGUGUGAAGAAGUGGACUUGAGUACAACUUUAACAUCUGUUAUACAUCAUUCAUUCUUUUAUUCCCAAAACCAACAUAAAACUUCAAACUAUCUGAAAAUAAUGCAGCAACUGAAUAUUUUAUAUAUCAUCUCACCACAAGCAGAAGCACUGUGCCCUUACAUGUCUCCAUACAGAGAUAUACACUGGGAUUUAUUCUUGAAAACAAUAGUUUGCCGUUAUUUGUUGUCAGAAUUACACACAGGCAAAAAAAAGGGUAGGGGCUUUAAAACAUCCAGAGAUGUUUUUGCGAUUAAAGUUCACACACGUUGAUAGUUUUCUUCGAUGUAAAAAAAAAAAAAAAAAAGUUGAACUAAAGCUAACAAAGACAGCUUAGUACCACUACCAGAGUAUAAGGCGAAAUUUUAAAAAUAACAUGGCUUACUUAUUCUUAUGUCAACAUUUUUAACUAUGAUUAUUUUCUUCACAUUUCUGACAAAAUUAACCAGUUUGUGGUACAUUGGCUGUUGCCUGUAGCCCUGACAGAAGCCAGUUUUCCAGCAGACAUGGAGGAGUUUUGUUUGCCUGUACAGUGGACUUGUGUUAACAUCAUUCAUCCAAAACAUCCAAUAGUAAAAUACAGUUUGUUUUUAACACUUGCAUUAGUGUUUUAGUGAUGUCAUACUUUACAAUCUAUCAAUAAAAAUGCUGUGUUAUUUCUGUUACACCUUAUGGACUUGAGUAUCCAGACAAUCACUGCUAACACUUCAUUUACUUCACUUCUUGAAGGAAUGCAUUUCACCUUACCAAUAUGGCAAAUACUUAAUCUCACUAAACCUGAAUUCUGGGUCCCUACAGCUAGGAGUUACCAUCAACAUCUGUGAAUCCAGGUGUGUUCAGUCCUAGCCUGUCAAUGAAUAAACUUCACUUGCUGAUAA